AUGAGUUUUAUAAGAAAGAAGGGUUAUUCAUAUCAAUUCGAUUUACCUCUCACCCACGCGGUCUAUCACAAGGGGUCUAGACAGCUUACGUGGGCCAAGAUACUCACCCUACUGGGCGGUAUAGCUUUGUGUCUCGUUGCUUUAACAAAACAAAUAUCAUUGGGCGUCGGAUAUCCAUUCCAAAAUGAGCCCCCGAACUUACAGAAGUUCCAAGAAUGCUCCAUCCGGAACAUGUUAAGCACGGGUCUAUACUUCCUUGAAGGCGUUACAGCACCAACGGUAGAGCAUUUCGAGUCUCGCAGGAACAGAUUAGCCCACGCGCUCAUUGCAGAUGGUGUCGAUGCAUUUGUGCUUGAGCCAGGCUAUACUUUCGAGUAUUAUGCGAAUAUAAGUCAGCGGGAUUGGGAGCCUUGGGAGCCUGAAGAGCGUCCAUUCUUGAUGGUUGUGCAGCCCCAUCAUGGUCCAGAGACUGGUAUCGUCACAGCGAAGACCAGUUUUCUCUGCCCUGCUUUUGAAACAGAGAGAGCACGACUACUGUCAAUGCCUUUUUCGGAACCUAUUGAUAUAAUUCCAUGGAAAGAGCAUUGGAAUCCCUACGAGACAUUACUCAAAUCGGAAAUAUUCUCCACGAAAGCCUCGGAUCGAAGGCCACGGCUCAUGGUCGAUGAAGAGAUGCGCGAUUAUAUUCAACGUGGUCUUCACGAAAAUGGCUUCGAGGUAGUAGGCUUGCAGAACAAUGUCGAGCGGGUUAGACAGAUGAAAUCUCAGGAAGAGAUCGAUAUACUACGUGCCGUCAAUACAGGGAGUGUGGAAGCUGUUCGGCAGAUGAGGAAAUGUCUAUAUCCAGGGCUCACGGAGACGGAAAUCCAGAACGUUCUCGAUAAUACGCUUCGUGCGGUAGGAUUGGAACAAUUCUUUGAUAUAGUCUUGUUUGAUGAAAAUGCUUCAAACCCUCAUGGCGGUACGAACGGGUCCAAGGCCCUGAGUGCUGAGACAUUCGUUCUCAUUGACGUUGGCGCUCAUCUCUAUGGAUACUCGUCUGACAUUACUCGUACUUUCUUCCCUCCGUUCUUAGAUAGGCCGCAAUUUAAGGAGAAUAUUUCGCCGAACCUGAAGAAAAAGCUCGAAGUCUGGGACGUUGUGUUCGCCGCACAAUCUCGAUCAUUCGAACAACUUCACGCAAACGCAACUGCAGCUAGUGUCGACAUUGCUGCACGAAACGUAAUUGAAUCAGCGGGAUACGGACAUGCAUUCACACAUCGAGUCGGCCAUGGCAUCGGCAUCAAAGCACAUGAAAGUCCAUACAUGAACAAAGUCAAUGAGUUUGGGGUGCGCGUCGAGGAUGUUGUGCUUGUGAAUGGAGAAGACGAGGAACCUACUCUAUUGACUGGACAGCGAGCACGGGGACCAUGGGAUCCUUGA
Talaromyces marneffei is the source of this 1422-nucleotide messenger RNA. RefSeq lists its product as uncharacterized. The transcript has 9 exons. The coding region runs from base 1 to 1422 and encodes 473 amino acids. The record is from RefSeq and is a predicted model, not a curated record. NCBI's taxonomy places the organism in Eukaryota, Fungi, Ascomycota, Eurotiomycetes, Eurotiales, Trichocomaceae.